Messenger RNA from Cavia porcellus (domestic guinea pig), 1218 nucleotides. RefSeq names its product RNA pseudouridine synthase D3 (gene Rpusd3). The transcript is spliced from 9 exons. Lineage: Eukaryota; Metazoa; Chordata; Mammalia; Rodentia; Caviidae. The record is from RefSeq and is a predicted model, not a curated record. The coding region runs from base 8 to 1075 and encodes 355 amino acids. Gene Ontology annotation, biological process: enzyme-directed rRNA pseudouridine synthesis. Gene Ontology annotation, molecular function: pseudouridine synthase activity; RNA binding.
AAUCAGCAUGCGAGCGGGGACCGGGAGGCUGGACGCGCAAGUGCAGAUCGUCUCCCGGGAAACGGGCGCGCUCAUGGCGUGGCACAGGGGUGCGGGUGGCUGGCGCCUGUGGCGGGGCGCCCAUCGGCCGCCCGGGGACGCAGGAUUCGCCACCGGGGCCGGGCUUCUGUCUCAGCACCGAGGCGGCCGCGAGGCGCUGUUGCUGGAGCUGCGCGCGGCCUUGCUGGAGCGCAGAGGACCUCUAGUGACGCUGAACAAGCCACAGGGUCUGCCGGUGACAGGAAAACCAGGAGAGCUGACUUUGCUGUCCGUGUUGCCAGAGCUGAGCCAGGCCCUGGGGCUCAGGCAGCAGGAGCUGCAGGUUGUCCGAGCACCUGGGAAGGAGACUUCUGGGCUUGUGCUCCUCUCCAGUUGUCCCCAGACAGCGAGCCGCCUCCGGAAGUUCUUCAUCCAGUCGAGGAGAGCUCACAGACCCACAGCCACCUACUGGGCUGUCACCAACGGGAUCCCAGCUGCUUCUGCGGGGCAGAUCCGCGCAGCACUGACAUUACAGCACACCGACGGUGUCAAUGUCGUGGUUCCAGUGAAGUCCCCAUCCCGAAGGGACAUCCUGGAGGGUGUCAAGAGGACCCUCAGCCACUUUCGUGUAAUGGCCACAGGCUUUGGCUGCGCCCUGAUCCAGCUGCAGCCCCUCACAGCGUUCCCUAGUCAGCUGCAGGUACACAUGAUGUUACAGCUCUGUCCUGUGCUUGGGGACCACACCUAUUCUGCUCGUGUGGGCACUGUCCUGGGCCAGCGCUUCCUGUUGUCUGUGGAGAGCACAAAGCCUCAAAGACAGGCCCUGGAUGACGCCCUGCUCAGACGCCUCCACCUGACCCCUGCCCAGGCUGCACAGCUGCCCUUGCACCUGCACCUGUACCAGAUGUUCCUCCCUGGCAGCAGGCCUACCGAUGCACCCAUCGAGCUGCGGGCACCCCUACCCCAGUAUUUCUCCAGGACCCUGCAGGGGCUGGGGUUCUGCCAGCAACAGGCUCCCUCUGCUGCUGCCCCCAGAGGGCAGCAGAGGGAGGCCUGACUGGACCCACGGAGAUGGGGUCGCUGUCAGCUGCUCGGACAUCCCAGCUGUGUGUUUAGGCAAACCUGAGAGCAGAUCUUGGGAUGUCAGGCAGGUGACUAUUCUCUGGACUAGAAAUAAUAAAAAUUCUGAGCUGGUGGGAA